UCAGUUACACAUGUUUUAACUCAUAUUUUAGAAAAACAGACAGAAGCUGCAAAGUGUGUUUUCAUUGCGUUGGCGUUGCUGAAAUGUGUCCUACAUAUUUAAGAUGUCAUUCAGUUCUGAUCAGAGGUCGGUGUCCUUACAUGACACGCAAAACUGAAACGCGGUCAUUGGUGUAGGGGGUGAGACAAAGAGAAUCCAUGUAUGGAGCUGCAGGAUGCUUCUCCAGACUGACAGACUGUCCUCUCAGUUUCCACUCAGACCUCUCAGCGUUUUGGUUUUCCAUCUGCUCCUAACACCCUCCUGUAGAGGUCAGUUUCAGUUAGUCGGUCCUCCUCUGCCUAUAGUGGCGACACUUGGACAUGACGUGGUCUUGCCGUGUCACCUGGAACCAGAGAUGGAUGUGAGCGCAGACAUGUUGGAGUGGGCGAAACUCAACCUAGACCCAAGAUUUGUCAACGUGUGGCGUGCUGGUCAGGAUCUCAUAAAGACGAGAAACCCUUCCUACAAAGGGAGGACAGCGCUGUUCAGAGAGGAGCUGAAGCAUGGAAACAUUUCUCUGAAACUCUCUGAAGUACAACUCUCUGAUCUGGGAACGUAUACCUGUGAUAUUCCUCUAAAGCAUAAACAUUCCUCUGUGAAGCUCGUUCUGGCAUCAGGUCCUGCCUCUCCUCCUGUCAUCAGUUUAUCAGGGCUGGACGGUCAGACCGGAGGAGUGGUGCUGCAGUGUGAGUCUGCAGGCUGGUAUCCGGAGCCUGAGGUGCUGUGGCUGGACGCUGAGGGAAAGCUCCUCUCUGCUGGACCUCCAGAGACAGUCAGAGGUCCUGAUGACCUCUAUACUGUCAGCAGCAGAGUGACUGUGGAGAAGAGACACAGCAACAGCUUCACCUGCAGAGUCCAGCACCACAACACCAACCGCACCACACAGACACACCUCCAGGUUCCAGAUGAUUUCUUCAUAGUCCCUUCUAGCUGCUCUGCUCCUGUUGCUGUCAGCGUGUUGUUUGGACUCAUGUUUGUGAUCGCUGUCGUCCUUUUAGUCUGGAAAUGGAGACAAAACAUCAACGAGACAAAGACAAACCCUACAGAUGUUGAAGGAGAAGAGAAGAACCGCUCUAAAACUAAAGAUCAGUUUGGGACUGAUGAAGAAAGAGGACAGCUGAUGAAACCUGACACUGUGCAUACUGAGGAUCUGAAGAGAGAAGGAGGACAUAAGAGCAAACAGAGAAACACAUCUGAGGAGAAGAGGAGGAGGAGGGAAGCUGAGAAAGAAGUCCAGACCCUGAAGGAAGAAGUCCAGACCCUGAAGGAGGAGCUGCAGACCAAGAAGAGAGAGGUUGAAUCCAAACAGUCUGAGCUGCAGGAUCUCCUUUCAGAGAAAGAGAGGAAGGAGAAGGAGCUGCAGAGCCUGAAGGAAGACCUGGAGAAGAAGAGCAGAGAGCUGGAGACAAUUCAGAGGAGCAUAAACAAACCUUACAGCUUUACGUCGAAAAAAGCAAAACAGAAGAAGGAUGAAGCUGAACAGGAAGUGAAGACUCUGCAGAAACAUCUGAAGACCAAACAGGAGGAAACAGAGCUCAACAUCAAAGAGUUUGAAGACAGACGAGCUGAAGUCCAGAAGCUGCAGGACGAGGUUCAGGGGAUGGAGGCCAGCCUGCAGACCCUGAUGGGGGAUCUGGAGUCCAGCAACAUGGAGGUUCAUCUUUCUGCGUGACCUUUGAUGUUCAUAUGGAGAUGUAUAGUCUCUAGACACUCAGAGAACAGUUAGAGAGAAACAGCACACU
Eleginops maclovinus (Patagonian blennie) is the source of this 1781-nucleotide messenger RNA. RefSeq names its product butyrophilin subfamily 3 member A2-like. The transcript is spliced from 11 exons. Gene Ontology annotation, molecular function: signaling receptor binding. Bases 215 to 1711 code for a protein of 498 amino acids. Gene Ontology annotation, biological process: regulation of cytokine production; T cell receptor signaling pathway. The record is from RefSeq and is a predicted model, not a curated record. NCBI's taxonomy places the organism in Eukaryota, Metazoa, Chordata, Actinopteri, Perciformes, Eleginopidae. Gene Ontology annotation, cellular component: external side of plasma membrane.